GAUUUGUUGCCAAUGCAGACGCCAUUUGGAUAUACGAGAAAGGAUGUUCUAUUGAUUGGAGUUGGAGUUACCCUUCUAGGCUAUGGCUUAAAAAGUGGAUUGGAGUUCUUAGGAUUUGACCCUUUACAAGCUGGAAAUGUAGUUCAAUUAGUCCUGGUUUUGGGUCUAACAGUUGGAUGGAUCUCAACAUACAUCUUCCGGGUUUCAAACAAGGAAAUGACAUAUGCUCAACAAUUACGAGACUAUGAAAGCAAAGUCAUGGAGAAACGGUUAGAGAGCUUAACAGAAGCAGAGUUACAAGUAUUGAUUGAGCAGGUUGAAGAAGAGAAGACCCGCCUGGCUAGUGGUGAACAGGUCAAAUAGAUAUUGCUUUCCUCAUGACCCCUUGGACCUUGUUAUCCAUGGAAAAUAGUCUAGACAAUAAGGAAGUCUGUACAAUAGUCAACAUAUGCUUGCGUAACAUCUGAUGAUCAUAUCCAACUAGAUAAAACAAUUCUGGAAAGGAGGUUUCCCUAGGUGGGAGUUCAUGUUCUGUAAAUUGUUUAGGAUUUUAUAUAAAUACGUGAUAUACGAACUAUUAUCCAU
Lycium ferocissimum is the source of this 585-nucleotide messenger RNA. RefSeq lists its product as uncharacterized. The record is from RefSeq and is a predicted model, not a curated record. The transcript has 3 exons. The coding region runs from base 13 to 363 and encodes 116 amino acids. NCBI's taxonomy places the organism in Eukaryota, Viridiplantae, Streptophyta, Magnoliopsida, Solanales, Solanaceae.